UUGAUAUGCUUCAUUAGCAUUGCCUAUCCUGCCAGAUAGACUGCUAAAUAAUAUUUUAAAAUAACAAUCGAUACCAAACCAUUUAUAUUUCCCACAUUUAAAUAUAUUACAGUACAUUUGGAUUCACUUCACAAAUAUUUGAUUUUCAGGAACACAUUAAAAUCCGUCGUGUAUAUGUAUGGGAAGAGCAGUCUCACUGUCUGUGUUUCUCUCCCAUGAUUCUCCAGAUCAAACCAGCCAACUAAGACAUGCAGCAGGGAAAUGGAUCCUCCACGACGGAUUUCAUUCUCCUGGGCCUCUUCUCGGACUCCAGGCAUCCUGGCCUUCUUGUCACUAUCAUCCUCUUCAUUCUCGGGGUAGCCAUCGCUGGAAACUCAGUCUUGGCCCUACUGAUCUGGGGCGAUGCCCACCUCCACACCCCCAUGUACUUCCUGCUCAGCCAGCUCUCCCUCAUGGACCUCACCCUCAUCUCCACCACUGUCCCCAAGAUGCUCACUGACUUCUUCUCUGGACAUGGAUUCAUCUCUCACACUGGCUGCGGAGUCCAGAUCUUCUUUUACUUGAUGCUAGGAGUGGCUGAAUGUGUUCUCUUGACGCUCAUGGCGUUUGACCGCUACUUGGCCAUCUGCAGCCCCCUCAGAUACCCAGUCAUCAUGACCCCCGGGGUCUGUUUGCAAAUGGCCACGGGUUCCUGGGCUGGAGGGGUGCUCGUCUCCCUCAUUCACACAAUUUAUGCCAUGAAUUUCUCUACUUGUGACUCCAGGAUAAUCCACCAUUUCUUCUGUGAAGUCAUGGCCUUUCUGAAGCUCUCCUGUGAGGACACCUCAGCCUAUGAGAAGGUGGUGCUGGCAUCCGGCAUUGUCUUCCUCCUCAUACCUUUUGGUCUCAUCCUGACCUCCUACGUCCUCAUCUUUCUCACUGUGCUCCACAUGAACUCCCCCGAGGGCAGGGACAAAGCCCUGGCCACCUGCUCUUCCCACCUCAGUGUGGUGAGCCUCUACUUCGGUCCAGCCAUGAUCAUCUACAUGACCCCAGGUUCCUCUCUGCCCCUAGACGUGGGCCAGCAUCUCUUUGUGUUUAAUGCAAUCAUCACCCCCAUGCUGAACCCACUCAUCUACAGCCUGAGGAACAAGGAGGUGUUGGAGGCUCUGAGGAAGGUUCUAUGGAGAAAGCUGAUGUUCAAAGGGAAAAGAUGA
Molecule: messenger RNA, 1196 nt
Organism: Vicugna pacos (alpaca)
Lineage: Eukaryota; Metazoa; Chordata; Mammalia; Artiodactyla; Camelidae
Source: RefSeq, a predicted model, not a curated record